Messenger RNA from Mytilus californianus (California mussel), 4629 nucleotides. RefSeq lists its product as uncharacterized. The transcript has 7 exons. The record is from RefSeq and is a predicted model, not a curated record. NCBI's taxonomy places the organism in Eukaryota, Metazoa, Mollusca, Bivalvia, Mytilida, Mytilidae. Bases 561 to 1253 code for a protein of 230 amino acids.
UUCAAAACGCCAUUUGUCGUUUUGAUCUUUUAACUCUUCUAACAGAAACUGGCACGUUCCCAGUGAAACCGACGUCACGAAACCAAAAUGGGAUAUGAAUAUUUGAUAAAAUUGUGUCAUUGUACGUUACGUGCGUCUAAAACAGUGCUGCUUUGCGUUUCCACAUAACGAUAUGGACACCAUCUGGAAAACCCCUUGAAAAUAUAAUUUUCAUUUCACUUUUCAUUUUCGAUUUAGAAAAUCAAAGCUUCUUUAUACAGCUAUAUCUUUCGUUAAGUCCGUUGAGUUUAAUUCAAACUAAUUGGUAAUCCAUUGAUUAGUUAACACAUGGUAAUAGAAUUUAUUUUGCCAGAAAAAUUGACAUUAUUUUGCUGACAUUGCAGUGAUGCUAAAUUUAGACAGAACACUUUAAAUUUGAAAAGAUGUUUUAGCAUUGUAAGCAUCAAUGGAUUUCAUAGACUUAAUUAAAUUGAGAAUAGCCAGCAUAAAUUGAACUCUACAUGUCGAUGCAAUUGGUAUUUGAAAUCCAAAAUUGAACUGGACAAGCAUAAGCAACAGCAAUGGGAGAUCCUUUAGUAAGGAAAUCUGCAGCGUUGUCUCGCUUGAGGCAUCAGUUGAGAAAGAAACGUGAAUCUCUAGCAGACCACUUUGAAUUCAAGAUGUAUAUUAUUUUCCAUUUUAAAGAUAAGCAAAAGAAGAAUGGUGCAGUAUUUGAGGUAGCAGAAGUUAUACCAGUAAUGACAAACAACUACGAAGACAGUAUUAUGAAAGGAGUAAAGGAGGAAGCAUACUCUUUAGAAAGCUCAAAAGAAUUACUUGAAAAAGAUGUAGUUCAACUUCAUGCCCCAAGAUGGCAGUCAAUGAGAAGGGAUGUUCUUGGAUGCACAACGGAAAUAGACUUCUUUUUGUGGCCAAGAAAUGAUAUUGAAAAAAUUGAAUGUAUCUUAUUCUCAAGAUGGAAAGGAGAGGAAGCACCAUUUAAACCAAUUCAGGCAGAAUUUAAUUUUCUACGUGGUGACUAUGAAAAACAAUUAAUGCGGCUGCUAACAAGAAAGGAAAAAUCUGGAAUGAUUAUCAACAACCCUGCACAAUCUAUGUUUCUAUUUAUAGACAAAAAUCAAUUACAGACAAGUAAAAACAAGGUGAUUGUGUUCAAGCUGUCAAGUGUAUGUCUUUACUUGCCACAGGAUCAGCUGACAUCAUGGGGACCUGGUACUGUGGAAGAAAUUCUCUCACAACAUAUUCCAGAUUAAACCAAAGCAUAUAUAAAUCAGGGAUGUACUGUGUCAUAUUACUGUUACAAAGUCAAUUUGUUGAUAUUGGAAAUAUCUAUUGAAUUUGCCAGUGCAAAAUUAUUUUUAUGGAUACUUCAUUACAUGACUCAUAUAAAAAGCUUUUCAAAAGAUAUAUAAAAGAAUGCAGACAUUUCAUUUCACAUUUACUUUGUACUACAGAUCUAUCUGUUUAAGGACAAUCACAAAGAUGGCAUUUACAUGUGCAAAGUGUAAUUUUUAACUGACCAAUCAACUAGGAUGGUGUUGAUAGAAAAAAAAUCAAAUUUUCAUUGUUUGUUAAUAAAUUUAUUUAAAUAAAUGCACAGUUAUAAUCCAAAGGGGUUUAUGAAAACAUGUUUUGGAGAAUUAAUUUUUAUGCAUUUUUUUUUUAUGAAAUUAAUUCAAUUAUUAACACAGUUUUUAGUGUCCUAAAUUUCAUUUUAAUUUUCCUAAUAUGAAAAUUAUUAUUAACGACAGUACACCACAGCCAAAUAUGAAAAAAAUAACCUAUCAAAUAGCAGUUUUAUGUAAUUGUUAAGCUUUAUUAUACAUAUUUCAAACAUUUAUACCUAAAAAAAAAUCAUAUAUGAUGAGAUCAGAGACAGAUUUUUCCUUUUUGUAAUUUAUUUAUGACUUUAUAUAUGACUUGAGAAUCUUUAACUCUAAGGGAAGGGUUAAAUGGUGUCAGAAAAUAACUGCCAGAUAUAUAUCUUUACUUCUUCAUGUCAUCCAAAUAAGUUUUCUGCAUUUUGAUAGCUUACUUGAAAUAUGACAUAUAUUUGACAAAUGAACAGAAUCUUUUGUGUGUCUGUAAGUCAGUUAUUGAGAUAUUACAAAAAGCAUUUUAACUGUUGACUCUAACUGGUUUCCUUAUUUCCGUUUAUUGCAGGUUGAUAUUAAUGCAUUGCUCAUUAUUUAAAAAUAAAUCAUUUGUUUUUAUGAAUUUCAACAAAUAUAACAUUGAACUACAAGCAUUGUUCACAUCUCAAAAAGUAGUGAAAGUGCAGAUAUUGGAUUUUUAGGUUCCUGUGGUUGGCAGUGAUUUUUAUUUGUAUUCAGAUGGUGAACCAGAACAAUAGUAAUCUUCUUGGACCAUUUAGGCUACUUUCAUUAUCCUUUUUUAUUUUAUCUUUCCGUAUGAAUUUCUAAAAGGUUUCCUUUAGGCUAAUAUUCAAUUGUCAUGAAAGUGGAAGAAUGAAGUUUGUAUGGUAGUAAUUGUUACAAAGUUAUCCUUUCUUAGUUCUAUGUUAAGUCUGUAAAUUGAAAUUUGUGUUAUGAGUAUGGUUUGGUUGAAAAAAAGGUUAUUGUGAGUGUAUGUAUUUUAUUUGUUUGUAUAUACAGUAGUGUAUUGGGUGGUCUCCUGAUAUUCUUUUCAAGCAAGAUGUUUUUCUUUUUGAAACAAGUUGUUAUUCUUUUUAAACAAGAUUGUUUUUCAUGUUUUUAUUGUGCGAUAUUUAUGAUAAAAGGGAGGGAGAAAUUGAGCAAUGAUAUUUUGUAUUAAAAACCUAUGACCAUUAAAUUAAGUUACUAUUGAGAAUUGCAGUAAAGUAGGAUUCCUUCAUAGAAUUGAGCCACGAGAAUUAAUUUUUCGAUUCAUAAGAUAGGUUGUUUGACUUGCUUGUGUUUUUUGGAAAUGCUUUUUUUAAUGUAGAAGUUCAAAACUUUAUAAAUUAUUCAAACCAAAAAAAGUAGGGACUCUGAAAAAAUUUCUAUUAACAUUUUCAAUAGUUCUAGGAUAUCAAUGUUUUUGAAUUGGAAAAGUUGGGAGUCAUUCUAAAUACAAACUACUGUAUGGUAUGAAAUUUUGUUUUUAUCAUUUGUUGAUUUUGUUUUUAUUUUUAUUUUUGCUGAUAUUUAUAUAUUGAUAUAAUCUUUGGCAGCACAGUAAUUGUGAUUUCCAUUUUUGCAUAGGGUGAAAAUAGAUGAUGUCUGCAGCUACAUAUCUUCACUGUACUAUUUAAACAUUUAAAGUAGGAUUUUGGUUUGAUUUUUAAACCACAUAUAUUCAGUAAAAACUUGUGAUUUUGAAUUGUAGUACUUUAUAUGAAUUUGCCAAUGUUAGAAAAUGUCCAUUUACUGCAAUGAUAGGUUGCAUCUUUUGAGUCCUGAACAUGUCAAUUUUAACCUAAAUGAAUUGAAAAGCAACUGAACUGGUAUUUUUGCAAUUAACAUAAAAAAAAACUUUUGUUUCAUAAUUUAUAAUGAAAGCCUUAACUUAUGUUUUUUUUCCUUUAUUUCUAUUUUUUUAAUCAAGAGUUGGGGUAUUGCAGUAAUAUUAUACAAUAUGACCUAUUUUGGUCAUGUUUUAAGGUCAUAUGCAAUGGUUUUUUAAAGUAACAAACCACAUUUUUGUUCUGCUACACACAAAUUUAAGAGGGACAUUAGAUAAAAUUGUUGAUAUUUGACAUGUUUGAUACUUGUUAUAACUCAAGUAUGCUUUGAUGAAUCCUAGCCAAAUUUUUACAGACUGUUAAGAUCCCAGAAGGUUAGCAACCUUUUAAAUUUGAUGAUUCCCAUAUUGGAACUUUUAGAAUUAUGCAAAUUAUGCAACAUUGAUCAACCAAAACAAUUUUUCUUUUGUCUUACUCUCUCAGUAACCCAGGUAUGCUCUAAGCAAUCAUCAUUAAAAAUGUUAUCAAUGGUAUGUUUUAUAGAUGCAAGCAUAUUUUCACUUUGGAUAAUUUUCAGAUCAGAAGUUCUAGAGUUAUUGGACUUUCAUGGUAAAAAAAAUAAUCAAUGUUUCAAAUGACUCCUAAUACUUCAAGUCGAAUUUUACCAAACAAAAUUUGUUUUAAAUGAAAAAGCAUGAUUAAAUAGGAAUUAACAAGGCUUUGAAUUUGAUUCUUUUUUAUCGUUUUUGGUAACAACUCAAGAAUAAGCAGUUUGAAUAACUAAACCUAAUGAUGGCUAAAAAAAUGGAAGAUGAAAGUAUAUAUAAAUUGAUAUACAUUCAUAAACAGUUGCAUAUGACCUUUAAGUAAUUUAAAUAUGAAAGCAGUGAAAAUAUCACCCUAAUGAAGUUUGUUCUCUAUAAAUUCUGAUAUUACAAAAUGGUUGACUUAUCCAGGUGCCAACAUGUAGUGUUACUAGAUUUAGAAUUUACUAUAGUAUGAAAUUACAGUGCAGUACAUGAAUUUCAUUUCUCAUCAUAUAAGGUUUGGAAAAAGCCAGUCAUAGACUUGUUAUGCUGUUUAAAGGAUGUCAUUAUUUGAUCAUUUUAUAUAACAAUAUUCAUAAGUAGAAACAAAUUUACAUCUGCAUUUUCAGAUUGCAGGCAAGUAAGCUACUGUUUCAUCUGCCAGAAUGUUGACAUUCCUUAAAGAGACAGUAAAUUAAUAAAUUAUAUUACUAAACU